UCAGCAUUAAACCUGAACUACUGUUUGGUACACAGUUAAAAAUAGUUAGUCCAAGUUGUCGUACAAACGCCAGUAUUGUGAGGCUCAAUGAUCUUUCUAAAAGUGUUUUGCAAUAGUUUUUGCCUGUUAAUAAGAAAAUUAAUUAAAUUCUUCAUAUUUUUUAAAAAUACAAAAUUUUGCAAAAUAUGUCAUUUUAAUGGCGAAAGUUAUUCACUCAGAAAAAAAUCGUUUCACUCAAUUAAUAAUGAACCAAUUAUUGGAAUUUUGAGUCAAGAAAUUUCCUACAGUUUGAAUAAUCAAUAUCCCAAUCAAUAUAAUAGUUAUAUUGCUGCUUCGUAUGUUAAAUUUAUUGAAGGAGCUGGCGCUAGAUGUGUUCCAAUAUGGAUUGGCAAAGAUGAUUCUUAUUAUGAGAAUAUAACGAGCAAAAUUAACGGAGUACUUUUUCCAGGAGGAUCAACGUGGUUUAAUCAAAAGAAUGGUUAUGCGGAUGCUGGUGAAAAAAUUUACAAAAUUGCCAAAAGAUACAAUGACAAUGGAGAUUAUUUCCCUAUCUUGGGAACAUGUCUGGGAUUUGAACUGUUAACUUAUCUUGCUGCCAAUCGUGUGGAACACAGAUCGAAUUGUUCCUCUAAUGCUCAAGCUCUUCCCCUUCACUUCAGUUCAGGUUACGAAAAAAGUCAAAUGUUCAAGAAUGCCCCAAAGAAGGUGGUUCAUAUUCUUCAUUCAGAAAAUGUGACAGCUAAUUUCCAUCGUUUUUGUGUAACAAAAUCCGAUUUGGAAAAAGUUCAUUUAACCGAUGUAUUUAAUGUUAUGUCCUUAAAUUACGAUAAAAAUGGUUUUGAAUUCAUAUCAACAAUUGAGGAUAAAAAAUAUCCAUUUUAUGGAAUUCAGUUUCAUCCAGAAAAAAAUGUAUACGAAUGGGUUGAGGGCAAAAAUAUUCCACAUGGAAAAAAUCCAACAAUUGUAAAUCAGUAUUUUGCCAAUUUUUUCGUUGAUGAAGCACGAAAAAAUUUGCACAAAUUUAAUGAUAAAAAUGAUGAGAUUAAUAGUUUGAUUUAUAACUAUCCUGUAACGUAUACAAAAUCAUCAUUCGUCCAAUGCUACUUAUUUAAUACUAAUUAAGGAAAUUAAUAUUUAUAUACUUUUUAUUUUAUCAAUAUUUUCUAUUUUCUUUUUUAAUUUUAUAUAGAAGUGAUAAUCUUUCGCUUUCAAGAUAUUUUUCUAUCACAAAUUUAGGAGAAAGUGAGAAAACAUUAAAAAAUCAUUAAAAAUCAUUAAUAAUUAUUAAAAUUAUUUAAUAUAGGUAUAAUAAUAUUUAAAAAAAUGAUUAGAUUUAAAAUUUUAUUAUAAAGACGAAUAUUUUGGAAUGUAUUUCCUUUUUGUAUUUACAAUUAAAAUAAUUGAUGUACUUAAA
Messenger RNA from Leptopilina heterotoma, 1414 nucleotides. Its product is annotated as gamma-glutamyl hydrolase A-like. Gene Ontology annotation, cellular component: vacuole. Gene Ontology annotation, molecular function: gamma-glutamyl-peptidase activity. The coding region runs from base 88 to 1122 and encodes 344 amino acids. Gene Ontology annotation, biological process: tetrahydrofolylpolyglutamate metabolic process. NCBI's taxonomy places the organism in Eukaryota, Metazoa, Arthropoda, Insecta, Hymenoptera, Figitidae. The transcript has 9 exons. The record is from RefSeq and is a predicted model, not a curated record.